AUGAAAUACUCUGUCGCUCUCUUUCUUCUCUCUGCUGUUGGAGUUACUGCGCAGGCAGCAAACUGUGGCCAAGUCGAUGCAUGCCUCAAAGCAGGACCCAACCCUGCUGCCUGCUAUGACAAUGAGCGAUGUCUCUGUGGGACUCACAAAGAAAUCAACCUCUGUUAUCUCCACUGCGAUAGCGACCCUAAAGCCAAAUCUGCUCAGGCCGACGUGGAUAAAUAUUGCGCAGUGUUGAGAAAGCGACGUUCCAAGCCCUUGUAG
This is a messenger RNA of Fusarium pseudograminearum CS3096, 264 nucleotides long. RefSeq lists its product as uncharacterized. The coding region runs from base 1 to 264 and encodes 87 amino acids. NCBI's taxonomy places the organism in Eukaryota, Fungi, Ascomycota, Sordariomycetes, Hypocreales, Nectriaceae. The record is from RefSeq and is a predicted model, not a curated record. The transcript is spliced from 3 exons.